AUGUCCACUCUCUCUUCCACCUUAUCCUUAGCGACUACUCUACUCUCUCCUAGUCCUGAGCCAUUGCCUGUGGACCAUCACUCGCCGCUGCUCAAGCCCAAAUCGGGCGCGCCGCUCUUUGACGACCCAUCGCUCAUUCCGGCCAAGUAUCGGGGAAAGCACUCGCCGAGUCCGCAUCUCGUCCGGUCUCCCCCGUCAACGCUGCUUGACGCGCCAACGCGCGCAGCGAUGAAUAUGCCAAAUGCGCAUACGGCCUCGGGGCAGGCUCGGGCGAUGAGGGGAUACCCAAACGGCGGUACUGGAGGGGAUAUGAGCGGGUCAAGAGGGGAUAUGAGCGAGUUUGACCCGCUCAUUCCCGCCCAUUCGUCCCGUCCGGAAUCCACGCCCCUACUCUCGCCUUCACCCAAGCGCGCGGCGACCUCCCGACCCUCCUCGGCUGGCUCAAACGGUAGUAUCCUUCGGCGCAUAAUCGACCGCGCCUCUACCCCCUCCCAACAGUCUACUCGACCCACCUUCCCUCCACCCUCACUCUCGACCUACUCUCCUCUCCCCUUCGCUCCACUCUCGCUUCGAGCGAAACUCGGCCUGCUCUUUUCGCAGACGGUCUCGGUCCUGCUCUCGACGGUAUUCCUGGCGGGGGUGGUAGGAUGGGCGUUGACGAUUGAGAUCAAGCAAAAGUUGCCGCAGUGGAUAUGGCCGACCAAGGGGCGGACGUUCCCAUGGGAUGAUGAUCGGUAUUGGCGGAAAGAGGGGAAGAAGGUCAGCAAGGAUCCGAGGGAUUAUGCGAGGCAGGUGGGGAUGGAGAUUGAGGAGCAGGUCGUGGAGACGGAGGAUGGGUACUAUCUCAAAAUGCACAAGGUCAUCGACCCAACCCACAAACCCUCUCCCUCCGGUAAACCCGGAUUCCCCGUUUUGAUCCUACACGGCCUCUUCCAGUCCUCCGGCUCUUUUGUUACGUCCGAAGAGCGCAGUUUGGCGUUCUGGCUCGCGAGGCAAGGAGGGUAUAGCGUUUAUCUCGGGAAUAAUCGAGGGGUGUUCGAUAUGGGGCACCGAAGCUUUAAGCGGAAUGACCCGAGAUUCUGGGACUGGACUAUCCGCGAGCUCGCGAUGUAUGAUCUGCCCGCGUUGGUCGAGCAUGUUUGCCGAGAGACCGGGUACGACAAGAUCGCCUUCAUCGGCCACUCCCAAGGCAACGGUCUCGCCUUCAUCUCCCUCUCCCUCGGCAUGUGUCCCAAUCUCGGCAAGAAGCUCUCCGUCUUUAUCGCGCUCGCCCCGGCGGUGUAUGCUGGCCCGCUCACCACCGGCUUCCCAUUUACGGCGUUGAACCGUUUGGAAUGGAGUACGUGGAAGAGGCUGUUUGGGGUAUUGGACUUUAUUCCGCUCAUGCGGUGGAGUUAUGAUUAUGCGCCUGCGAAGCUCUUCGCCAUGCUCGGCUACACAAUGUUCGCCUUCCUCUUCUCCUGGACCGACACAAACUGGCUCGCCCGGCGCAAAACCAAAAUGUUCCGAUUCACCCCUACCCCCGUCUCCUCGGCGUCCAUCUUUUGGUGGUGCGGAAAGGGCGGAUUCGCCGAUCGCAAGUGUACGCUGGACGAUACGCUUGAUCGGUGGUUCGACGAGCGGUUCCCGCCCCUAUCGAUAUAUUAUGGCGGGAGGGACUAUCUGGUUCUUACCGAGCCGCUGUUGGAGAGGCUGGAGAAGAAGGAAAGGGGGGUGGAGGUUGUGAAGGUGACCAAGCUGGACUUGAGCGAGCACUGCGACUUCUACUGGGCAGCAGAGGCGGUAGAGUGGGCGUACGAGUCGUUCGUCGACGAUAUUGAGCGGACGCGGCCGAGGGAGCUCAAUAAAGGAUGA
Messenger RNA from Dioszegia hungarica, 1854 nucleotides. Its product is annotated as Alpha/Beta hydrolase protein. The coding region runs from base 1 to 1854 and encodes 617 amino acids. The transcript has 7 exons. The record is from RefSeq and is a predicted model, not a curated record. NCBI's taxonomy places the organism in Eukaryota, Fungi, Basidiomycota, Tremellomycetes, Tremellales, Bulleribasidiaceae. Gene Ontology annotation, biological process: lipid metabolic process.